Messenger RNA from Prosopis cineraria, 705 nucleotides. Its product is annotated as biogenesis of lysosome-related organelles complex 1 subunit 2. Lineage: Eukaryota; Viridiplantae; Streptophyta; Magnoliopsida; Fabales; Fabaceae. The transcript is spliced from 4 exons. Bases 226 to 630 code for a protein of 134 amino acids. The record is from RefSeq and is a predicted model, not a curated record.
UGUCGACGAAGAAGCAUCCCAUACUCCGUUGGACGCCGUCCGCCAUUGUCAGCCGUGCGUGGUCGUUCUCGGGCAAGCAGUGAAGAAGGUUCCAACCCUAGAAUUAUUACUUACAGCGUGGAUUGUUGCAUCUCGGAGAGGGAAGUCUGGAAAACACUGAAUUUUCGCUCUGAAAAGCAGUUCAGUUGUGUGAUAAGCUGUAUAUGAACAAAGAAAAUACGACUGAUGGGCCCACUGUGGAUAAACAAAGCCAUGGCUACUUCAAAAGAUGAUGGACCAACCGAGCAGAGUCCUGACGAUCUGGCUGAGUCACUUAAUGAUCUCUUCUCUAGCGUUUCAACCAUGGUUAAAUCGGAGCUUCAAGGAACCAAUAAUCAUUUAGAGCUUCUGGAGAAGAUGAAUAUGAGAGUAGCAGAAGAGUACAAGGGCUUUGGUGAUUUGGCUUCUGGGUUAAGGGUAUACAUGGAGCAGUUGAAAUCCAAGAGUGGUAACUUUGAUGAGUAUGUUCAGCAAAUUGAUGCAAUCGAUCACCAAGUAACUGAAUUUGAGGCUGUGGUGUCAAUGCUUGAUAAAUAUGUGUCGUUGUUAGAAUCAAAAGCACAUUCUGUGUGCCGGAAUCGAUCUUCUUAAUUUACAUGAGAUUCAUUUGAUGAACUUGAUGGAAUUUUCCAAAAUGAACUUUUAUUCAUACAUUUUAUUAUUUUA